AUGCCCAACAAGAGAAAAGCCAUCAUGUCACCCCCCUCCUUGAAACGUCCUCGGAUAUCUUACGACGAUUAUGACGAUGACGAAUCUUCGACGACGUCUUAUGAGCGUCCCCGCCAUAAUCCCCUCUAUGGCCAGAAGAGCGCAUUCCCGGGGUUGGAUGAUGGAGGCGAUGAAUUGCCAUAUGAUGACCCGGAGGAUGGAUUGGAAUAUCUACGCAUGGUUCGAUCCGAAGCAAACUCACUACCGGUCCUUUUUUCUGCGCCUACUCAAACUACAGACUCUUCAAAUCUAGCAUCGGACACGAAACGCGAUCUGAAGCCACUUGAACCAAAUAACCUUCCUCUGCCAGCAGGCUUUUACGAGGACGAAGCCUAUAUUGCUCCUGCGGAGGAUGUGGACGAAAACAAGGCCGUACAUUCCCCCUCAAAGCUCGAUGAACUCUAUCCCGAUACGCAAAAAUCCUACAACAAUCUUCUCCGACAUCGAUUCCUCCUCUUGCGAUCGACCCUGCGAUGCAGUCCACCCGCUGGUGCUAUCAACACCCUUGACAAUGACCACCCUAUCAGUCUCCCCCGAAAGGCCGGAUCUGCGCAUAAAAUAUGGCGCCGGCUUUUGGUCACAGUCGAACCACGCAUGGUUCAACUGGCAAGCAUGGACAUGGACAGCGUAUUAGAAGUGCUGGAAAUACUAGCACGGAUGAUGUCUGAUGUUGUGCGGGGCGACGACACCCAGCGCGUACGGCGCAUUGGAGCCUGGGCUUGGGGCUUGUUAGGGAAGUGCCGUGAGGUUGGGCAGCUUUCUACCCGAGAGGUGGGAGUUGUUCGAAAUCUGGGCAAACGAGCCGCGACAAUUUUGCGCAAGGUGCAAGAGCUAGAGAUGGACGAGUAUGAGGAGGAGGUCGAUUCCUCUGUGGUCGAUCCACCAAAGGAGGAAACACAGCAGGGUAAUCUCAUCGAGGAUAAGAAAGAUACCAAGGAAGAAGUUCAGCAGGGAUCUACAGUCCAGGAUAAGGAAGCGACCAAGCAGGAAACUCAGCCCGAACCUACAGCCCAAGGCGAAGAAGAGACCAAGGAAGAAGCUCGACUGGAGCCUAUAGUUCAGAGUGAGGAGAAAAGCAACCAAGAAGAAUUGGCGGAGCCUGCAGAAGCACAAGACUCUAGCAUGCCUGAUGCAUCACUUGAAGAAUCCGACUUGGAGGCAGCCAAGGCGCGAUUGCAAGCUCGGCUGCAGAACAAUUCAGACUCUGCCGAGAUGCCUGCUAGCUGCGACGAGGAAGAAGAAGAAGACGAUUGGUCGAUACAGACCCAUGCCCUGCUCGACAUGAUCAUCACGGUUGUUGGUGAGUUCUUUGGCCAGCGGGAUCUGUUGCAGGAACGAGAGGUCUGGGAUUAA
Molecule: messenger RNA, 1392 nt
Organism: Penicillium expansum
Lineage: Eukaryota; Fungi; Ascomycota; Eurotiomycetes; Eurotiales; Aspergillaceae
Product: SIP1 domain-containing protein
Exons: 2
Coding region: 1-1392 (463 amino acids)
Biological process (GO): spliceosomal snRNP assembly
Cellular component (GO): nucleus; SMN complex
Source: RefSeq, a predicted model, not a curated record